AGCCCAUCUUCCUAGCUCCUUCUCCAUUUGGGUCUUUCUCUUUCUCUCUCUAUGUUCACCUUUCUCUUUCUAUAUAUUUCUAUCUCCGCCCCUUUCAAUUGUGUGUGUGUAUGUAUGACGAAUUCUUAAGAAAGACAAGAAAGACUGAGUCAGAAACAAAAACAAAAGAAAAAGAUAAGGUAAGAGAAAGAAGAAGAAGAUGGGGAUUUUAAUUUGGACCAUUGAUUUCCCUUCUUCUCUCUUCUUUGUUCCUCCUCCAGCAGCAGCUUUAAGGUAUUCUUCAAAAAUCACUUCAGAUUUGGUACUUUUCUUGGGUUUUGGCUUCAUAGAUUGGUAAUAUCCUAUAUUUACACUUUUAUUAUUUAAAAAAGAAACAAAAAGAUUAUCUUUUUUAUACUAUACUAGUGGAUAAAGAUUCAAUUUUUAUAUUGUUUGUGUUGGAAAAGCCUAUGCACUUUUACAGGGUUGAUCUUCUUGGAUUUUGGAUUUUGGCUUUUGUCAUCUCUGUAUGUAUAAAUAGGGAUUUUUUGUUCCUAAAGUUUCAUUGUUUUGUUGCAUAAUAAUUUGGGGUUGUGUCAGGUUUCCCUUUUUUGUAUUUGCUGAUUUUACCAAUCUGGGGUUUUGUUUGUUUCUCUGGUGGAAUAAGUUUUAAGGUUUUGUGAUAUAGAGAACUAUAGUAUAGUUGUUGUGUUUGUAAAGAUUUAAGUCUUUUUGUUCAAGUUGUUGUUCUGGUUUGUUAGUUUUGAAAGUUGUCAUUAGUAAUUGUUGUUCACUCCCAAGAAAAGGAAUUGUGAGAUAGAAGAUACUUUUUGGUACUGUACUACUGUCGAUGGAGAAUCAUCAUCCUUCGACCCGUUUGUCCAUGGAUUCGAGUGCAUCUUCAUCACAUGAUGAAUUAGACCUCGAGAUGAAUAGACAAGUAGUCAUAACUUGUCCACCUGAUAUUAAUUUGCCUUUAUCAGCUGAGCGUAGUCCUCCUCCGCAGCCAUGGAACUCGGAACAUUGUGAUAUUCUUGAUGUUGGGCUUGGAACACAGGUAUAUGAAACUGAAAGUUGUAUUAGUGUACCAAAAGUUGGAAGGAAAUGUGCAAAACGUUUGGAUAGUAUUUGGGGUGCUUGGGUUUUCUUUAGCUUUUAUUUUAGGCCUGUGUUAAAUGAGAAAUCCAAGGCGAAGAUGGUACGGGAUAGUAAUGGAUAUUCCGGGUUUGAUAAAUCUGAUCUCCAGCUUGAUGUAUUCAUGGUUCAGCAUGACAUGGAGAACCUGUAUAUGUGGAUUUUCAAGGAAAGGCCUGAGAAUGCACUGGGUAAGAUGCAGCUCCGGAGUUACAUGAAUGGGCAUUCUCGUCAAGGGGAGCGUCCGUUUCCCUUUAGUGUUGACAAGGGUUUCGUACGAUCUCAUAGAAUGCAGAGGAAGCACUACAGGGGUCUAUCAAAUCCUCAGUGUAUUCAUGGUAUUGAAGUCGUUCCAUCUCCCAGUCUCAUGGUUCUUGAUGAAGAGGAGCGUAAAAGAUGGAUGGAACUCACUGGUAGGGAACUCAACUUUAGUAUCCCACUCGAAGCAAGCGAUUACAGUUCAUGGAGAAACCUCCCCAACACUGAAUUUGAGCUUGAGAGACCACUCCCACCAAUUAAGAGUAGUCCACAUUCCAAUCCAAAGAAACUGGCUAAUGGAUCAGGGCUUAAUUUGUUAACUCAGCCAUCCAGUCACAGCAACGGGGACGCAAUGGAUCUACUACCUGCCAAUGGCAAAAGGAAAAAGGAUUUCUUCCCUCACGGAAAUGAAGAUGAGUGUUACCUGCAAGUAAAUCCUCCUUCCUAUCAAACUCCGGAUCUUGAAAUUCACGCAACUGAACCGCAUUGGUUACAUGACUUUAGUGGGGUGUUGAGAGAUGCCUACGGGCCUGUAACAGCUGCAAAAAGCAUAUAUGAAGAUGAACAAGGUUACUUGAUCUUACUCAGUUUGCCAUUUGUAGAUCUUCAAAGGGUGAAAGUUUCCUGGCGAAACACGCUCACACACGGUAUAAUAAAGGUGUCUUGUUUAAGCACAUCUCGGAUGCCAUUCAUUAACAGACAAAACAGAACUUUCAAGCUUGACGAUUCAUCCUCAGAACAUUGCCCUCCGGGGGAGUUUGUCAGAGAAAUUCCUCUGUCAACCAGAAUACCUGAAGAUGCCAAAAUUGAAGCAUACUACGACGAAUCAGGAACUGUGCUCGAGAUGUUGGUACCAAAACUUUGCGAAGGACCUGAAGAACAUGAAGUUCGUGUUUGCCUCCGUCCUCACCUUGGGGGAAAUGACCUCAUGUUGACCUAAGUGGAAGACGUUAGGGAGCAUGCUUCAUUAUGCACCAACUUAGUUUUCAUAUGAUGUAGUUUUAUGCAACUGUAUGAUGUAUAUUCCGCUAGAUGUUGUUGGUAGGUUGUUGCAACACUAGUUGCUAUGAAAUUUGAUAUCCUUUUUUAGUA
Molecule: messenger RNA, 2463 nt
Organism: Solanum dulcamara
Lineage: Eukaryota; Viridiplantae; Streptophyta; Magnoliopsida; Solanales; Solanaceae
Exons: 1
Coding region: 830-2311 (493 amino acids)
Source: RefSeq, a predicted model, not a curated record